UAUGUGGUUUUGCUCCCCAGUUAGCCUCAUCCGAAAACCAAACUCUCCUAAAACUUAAAGCUAAGAGUUAAGAGUUAACACCAUGGCCUCCUCCAACAGUACUUGCAAGGCUUUGGUUGUGGCGGCCGGCUUUCUGAUUCUGGUGGCUUCUGAGGCUUUCAUUCACCCAGCCGCGGCGGCCGGAGUGUGCGGGAAGAUGACGAUAGGAUCGGCAGCGUAUAGCCUGAUAUCGUGCACGGGGGCGGUGGCGGAUGUGAAGGCUAAGGUCUCGCCGGAAUGCUGCAGCAGGGUGGCGGCCAUGCUUAAAACUACUCCAAAAUGCUUUUGUGCCAUUCUCCUUUUUCCCAAGACUAGAAAACAAGGAGUCAACCCAGCCAUUGGGCUUACCAUCCCAAAACGCUGUAACAUCAAAAACCGUCCCGCCGGCAAGAAGUGUGGAAAGUACACUUACCCUUGAGGAUCAAAGGCAAGCAGCCCGCAGGCACAUCAUUUAUCUUUAUGUUAUAAUUAUGCUAUGAAUUAUUUUCACUCAAAUAAUUGAAAAUCGAAUGUGUGUUAUAAUGUUUGAAUUGUUUCCAUAUUUAUGCAUAUUAACUGAUGUGUGUUAGUGUUA
This is a messenger RNA of Momordica charantia (bitter melon), 613 nucleotides long. The record is from RefSeq and is a predicted model, not a curated record. Lineage: Eukaryota; Viridiplantae; Streptophyta; Magnoliopsida; Cucurbitales; Cucurbitaceae.